Messenger RNA from Salvia hispanica, 2062 nucleotides. NCBI's taxonomy places the organism in Eukaryota, Viridiplantae, Streptophyta, Magnoliopsida, Lamiales, Lamiaceae. The record is from RefSeq and is a predicted model, not a curated record.
GAUAGGGAUUCUUCAUGAAUUGGGAGGGGGUGAUUGAUCCGAGGUUGUGGAUGGAAUCAAUUAGGGCACAUUUCAAAGAGAUCUCCAUAGAUCGGUGGUAGUAUAGCAUUUGGAUGGGGAAUACAUGCGCAGGUCCAAACACAGAGGGGAAGAAUGGAUUCUUCCAAUCCAUGACCGCCGCCGUCUGGAAGCCUAAGCAGGGCGGCCUUCCGGCGCCGGAUCAGGACUCCGUCGGCAGCAGUAAUAAAAAGGAAAACUCCGUCAAUUCUGACUCCGACUCCGUCGGCAGCAGUAAUAAAAAGGAAAACUCCGUCAAUUCUGACUCCGCUGUCCAGAGCACCCCUCCCACGCAGAUGGUCAUCGCUCCUCAGGAGCCUAAGAAACCCGAAACUCAGCCGCCAAAGCCAGAAACAACCAACACCAAUGAUACUAAUAAUACUAACAAGCAAGGCGAUGCAGCGAAGCAGCAGAACAAGCCUACACACAUAAAGAGAGUGUCCAGUGCAGGACUGAAGAUGGAGUCUGUUCUGCAGCGGAAAACGGAGAAUAUGAAGGAGAAGUUUACUCUCGGGAGGAAGCUAGGCCAAGGCCAGUUUGGGACCACCUUCCUUUGCAUCGAGAAGGGGACGAACAAGGAGUUUGCUUGCAAAACCAUUGCUAAGAGGAAGCUGACGACUCCCGAGGAUGUGGAGGAUGUGAGGAGGGAGAUUCAAAUCAUGCACCAUUUGGCAGGGCAUCCCAAUGUGAUCUCGAUUGUGGGGUCUUUUGAGGAUGCUGUGGCAGUUCAUGUUGUCAUGGAGCUUUGCUCUGGCGGGGAGCUCUUCGAUAGGAUUAUUCAAAGGGGGCACUACACCGAGAGGAAGGCGGCUGAGCUUGCUAGGAUAAUAGUUGGUGUGGUGCAAGCUUGCCAUUCUCUUGGAGUUAUGCAUAGAGACUUGAAACCUGAGAAUUUCCUCUUUGUUAAUCAGCAGGAGGAGUCGCCGCUUAAAACCAUUGAUUUUGGCCUCUCUGCUUUCUUCAAGCCAGGGGAAACAUUCAUUGAUGUUGUCGGAAGCCCUUACUACGUUGCCCCAGAGGUACUAAGGAAGCAUUAUGGCCAAGAAUGUGAUGUUUGGAGUGCGGGAGUUAUCAUCUACAUAUUGCUAUGUGGAGUUCCACCAUUUUGGGAUGAAUCGGAACAGGGAAUUUUCGAGCAGGUUUUGAAAGGUGAACUUGACUUUGUUUCCGAACCCUGGCCUAGCAUAUCUGAAAGUGCAAAAGAUCUUGUCCGGAAAAUGCUUGUACGAGACCCAAAGAAGAGGCUCACAGCUCAUCAAGUUCUUUGCCAUCCAUGGGUACAAGUCGGGGGCGUUGCUCCUGAUAAGCCUCUUGAUUCUGCUGUUCUAAGUCGUCUGAAGCAAUUCUCUGCGAUGAACAAGAUCAAGAAGAUUGCCAUCAGAGUUAUUGCCGAGAGCCUAUCUGAGGAGGAAAUUGCAGGACUAAAGGAAAUGUUUAAAAUGAUCGACGUAGAUAAUAGUGGACACAUCACCCUUGAAGAACUCAAGAAAGGGUUAUCAAGAGUUGGAGCCCACCUCAAAGACUCAGAAAUAGAGAAUCUUAUGCAAGCUGCUGAUUUCGACAACAGUGGCACGAUAGACUAUCGGGAGUUUGUGGCAGCAAUGUUGCACCUAAACAAGGUGCAGAAAGAGGAUCAUGUAUACGCGGCCUUUUCGUAUUUCGACAAAGAUGGCAGUGGCUACAUCACAAGGGAUGAGCUCCAGCAGGUCUGCGAGCAAUUCGGAAUAGAAGAUGUCCACUUGGACGACAUCAUCCGGGAAGUCGACAAAGACAACGAUGGGCGCAUAGACUACAGCGAGUUCGUGGCGAUGAUGCAGGACAGCAGUUUUGGGAGCAAGGUAAUACAGAGUAGCAUAAGCUUGGGAUUGAAGGGUUCUUAGAAAAAAAAAUACUUCUAGAGUAGUGGUAUGUUUUUUUGUUCAGUUUGUGUAAAUUUAUGUAUCAAUGCAAGAAAGUAAAUUGAUAAAUCUUCUGCUGUAGACAUUAGUGAUGACAGUGAAGUUUC